Colletotrichum orchidophilum is the source of this 2235-nucleotide messenger RNA. RefSeq names its product RecQ family ATP-dependent DNA helicase. Gene Ontology annotation, molecular function: nucleic acid binding; ATP binding; four-way junction helicase activity. Gene Ontology annotation, cellular component: cytoplasm; chromosome; nucleus. Lineage: Eukaryota; Fungi; Ascomycota; Sordariomycetes; Glomerellales; Glomerellaceae. The record is from RefSeq and is a predicted model, not a curated record. The transcript is spliced from 9 exons. Gene Ontology annotation, biological process: double-strand break repair via homologous recombination. Bases 1 to 2235 code for a protein of 744 amino acids.
AUGGAUGUCGAUUUUGGCUUCGACUCGGCCGAUGAGGCCGAUCUCGUCGCCGCGGUGGAUGCCGCCCCCUCCGGAGGCAAGCGAGCCAAGGAAGACGCAGAUCAAGUUGAAGAGCCAGGACCGAAACGCCAGAAGAGCUCUCCAGACCACUCGGAAUUGGCUCGAAGAGUCUUGCGAGAGCGAUUCGGACUGAAGAGCUUUCGCCUAGAGCAGGAAGCAGCAAUCAAUCGCAUUCUCAAUGGCGACAGCGCUGUUGUGGUAUUCCCCACCGGCGGCGGCAAGAGUCUGUGUUAUCAGGUUCCUGCGGUGGCUAUCAAGGAGCUGGAUCGGCAAACCAACUCCCGCAGCCCUGAAGAAAGUGGUGUUUCCGUCGUCAUCUCACCCCUAAUCGCUUUGAUGAAGGACCAAGUUGAUGCACUGCGCCGCCGAGGUAUCGCUGCAGCCGUUCUCGAUUCGACGCAAAGCCGUGAGGAGUUCGUCGACAUUCACAGCAAGCUGACUUGUGGCAAACUUGAUCUCUUAUAUUGUGCCCCAGAGCGGCUCAACAAUGAGGGCUUCCUUGCGUCCCUUCAGUCCAUUCGCGGGGGCAUUCGCUUGUUAGCGAUUGACGAAGCACAUUGUAUUUCGGAGUGGGGACACUCGUUCCGCCCAGACUACCUCAAAAUCGCCCGGUUUGCUAAAGAAGCCAAUGUGGACAGAGUCAUCUGCCUCACAGCAACCGCCACAGCAACUGUUGCCCAAGACAUUCGAGCGACUUUUGAUAUUCCGCCCGAAGGUCUUUUCGUGACAACCAUGUACCGACCAAACCUUCGUCUGUUGGUCGAGCCAAUCCUGGCGGAUGAUGACCAAGUCGAAAUAUGCUCUAAAUUCUUGAAGAAAAACCCAGGACCCUCCAUCAUAUAUGUUACGACCCAUGUGGGCACGGAAACUCUUGCUCGUGAGCUGUCGAAAAAAGAGUUCAAUGCUCGACCAUAUCACGCAGGAUUGAAGCAGGAAAUGCGAAGUGAAAUCCAAGAUGCAUUUUUGCGAAGUAAAGACAUGGUCAUUGUAGGCACAAUUGCCUUUGGCAUGGGCAUCGACAAGGAGAAUGUGCGGACGAUUGUCCAUUUCGAUCUCCCAAGCAGUCUCGAAGCCUACAGCCAGCAGAUUGGGAGGGCCGGGCGAGACGGCAAACCAAGCACCUGCAUUUUGUAUCUUUCUGACAAGGACUUCUUUGUGAGAAAUGUGUUCAUCUAUGGCGAACGACCCUCUAUGCUGGCCUUAACGGCGCUGUUUGACGAAAUUUGCAGUAAGGAAAAUUGUCAGUUGAAGCCCGGAGAUCCUUUUUCCGUAGCUCUGACGUCCCAAUCAAGACGGGUAGAUAUCAGGGAAACUCAACUUUCAAUUAUCUACGCCUAUUUGGAACUCAAGUUCGGUCUUCUGCGCGCUAGUACUCCUCAAUAUUCUGAAUACAAAUAUCAGGUGCUCCAGAGCCAAGGGUUGGCAGCCGAUGGAUCGCCAGCAUCGAAGUACAUCCAGAGACACUCUGUAAAAGCGAAGAUCUGGACCAACGUUGAUGUUGACGUUCCUGUUGGGAAUGGCGGAGUCAGUCGCGCUGAUCUCACACGGAAGCUGGACUCGUGGGCCGAAUCUGGCAUCAUCAAGCUCGACAAAAAGGGCGUCCAAAAGGUCUUCCGUAUCAGCAAGAAAUUGCCGAGCAAACAAGCCGAUAUUGACGACAUUAUUGACAACAUCCACAAGGAGAUUGUGAAGAAGGAGAAGCAGGAUUUACAGCGCGUGCAGGACUUGGUCAACUUGUUGACCAACACAAGCUGCCUUACUCGUGGCCUCGCAGCUUACUUUGCCGACACGACCCACUCGGUAGUUAAGGAAUGCGGUCACUGCAUUUGGUGCGAAACACAUCAACAAGUCAAGCUACCAGAGUUCACGCCCAAGCCGGUGAAUGAAAUGGUAAUGAAAAAGGUCAUCGCUGUCUGCAGGGAAGCCUGUGAACAAGAGGCAUCUAAGGCCAGAGGAGGCAAAUCGAAGACGACAGCCCUUCAGAUGAAGCAGGCUCUGGCCAACAGCACUGCCAAAGACGAUGCCCGUUUCAUGGCUUGCGUGGCUUUUGGUAUCAGAACACCCCGGGUUGGCAGCAUGAGCCUGCACAAUAAUAAGGCUGUGUUCGAGACUAUGAGCACAUGCAACUUCAACGAUCUCGUCCAGAGAUUCGAAGAAAUGAUGAAGGAGGGAUAG